CAGCUAAGUGCUACAGAAGCAGGUCUUGUUUUCAAAGUAUUCCUUCUGUGGUCAGAAUAUUCAGAGGACAAGGUCUCUAAUGGGGAAUAAAGCAAAGAUAAUUUGUAACUAUGCAUAACUGCACGUUCAGUAAAAUUUCAUGGGAUAUAUUUUAUUGACUGACAAAUAAUUCAAAACUGGAUUACAUGAGUGGACUUCAAUCAUGGAUUAUUAUUCUUAUAAUAAUGGAAACUUUAGUCAUGAGCUAUCUGAUGACUAUGCUAUAGUGGACUACCCACCCCUUGAGGGAGGCAUUCACAGUGUCAAGAUUGCUGUAGAAACCUACGUAUAUCCCAUCUUCUUAUUCCUGGGAACAAUCCUGACACCGCCUCUUGUUGUCCUUCUGUACAAGUUUAGCUACACAGUCUGGUCGAGUUGCUUUUUCCUGGCAAUGACCCUUAUCCUAGACCUGGUCCUGCUCUGUGUCUAUUGUGGGGACAAGUGGUACCUGCAGGUACAUAAAGAAUCUCUCAGCUUACAGAUCAUCUCCAUGUCCAAUGCCUCUUGCAAAGUCUACACAUUUCUCAUGAGUUUCAUCCGAUAUCUGUCACCCUGGAUCAUGGUGGUGAUAUCAGGGGAUGUGUUUAUUUCAAUGAACUACCCAAAUCGUAUCUACCGGAUGUGCACUCGUGAGAGAGCCAAUGCCACACUUCUGCUUAUUGUGGUCUUGUUGACGUUCAUAAAUCUUCACUAUUUCUGGACUUUUGGUCUGACAGAGAAGAGUGAGAAUUUUCACAGGCCUCGUCUUUGCCACCUGACCUAUAUGGACCUUUCUAUGGAGGUAUUCACACAAAAAAUCCAGCCUUACAUGGACUUCCUGCUCGUAAUUUUCAUCCCUUUCCUAGUGUCCUCCAUCCUUCUCUUCCUCAUCUUCUGCUUCUUCUGCACUCACCACCAGCAAAAAUUUGAUAUCCUUCAACUUAAGAACUACUUUUUGGAGGUGGAAGCAUUGCUUGAAAUGCGUCUUUUGGGACUAAUUCUUUGUGUGUGGUUCGUGAUUGUGUUUCUUUUUAAAUCUGUCUGUCAAAUUUUGUUCUUAAAGUUCCAGAGCAGUGACACCCUUGAUUAUGCCACCAUUGAGGCAAUUGACUUAACAAACAACCUCCUAUAUUUUUCCUUCCUAAGCUGCAAGUCACUGCUGUUUUACUUGCUAAGUGCUAAAAUCAGGAGAGGCCUGAUAGAGGUUGUGAUCGGCAAAUACCAAACUGUGGUCAGACAUUCACAAAGAUACAUUAUACAACAGCAGCCACACAUUCUCAUCCAGGAAUCAGAGGGUAUGGCAGAAACAGGGGUUAAAAUAUCCACAGAUGUGUAAGACUGUGAUGUAUAAAAAGCAUGAGCAUAAACUAGUGAUGUGCUUGUCUGAAAAUACAGGAGCAGCAUAGAAGUUAUUCAGUAAAUGAUGCAACUGAUUAAAUUCAGAAGCAUAGAAUAACAGAUUUGUUACAUGAGAAGAAGCACAUGCAGCAUGAAAUAUCACUAUCAAAACAAAAGGCAUGAUGUAUUCAUAAAGAAUGAAUCCUUUUUAAAUGCAGAAUUUGACCUUUUCAAAUCAGAAUAUUGUUAUAGCUAAAGUCUUCAAGCAUAGUCUGUAUAGAUACUCAUAAAAGAUUUUUUUUGGAAAGAGACAUUCAAUAUAUUAUUCAUUAUAUUGAUUAAAUAAAAUCAUAUACUUCACUGUAAAA
This is a messenger RNA of Saccostrea echinata, 1724 nucleotides long. RefSeq lists its product as uncharacterized. Gene Ontology annotation, cellular component: plasma membrane. Lineage: Eukaryota; Metazoa; Mollusca; Bivalvia; Ostreida; Ostreidae. Gene Ontology annotation, molecular function: G protein-coupled receptor activity. The transcript is spliced from 2 exons. The coding region runs from base 203 to 1354 and encodes 383 amino acids. Gene Ontology annotation, biological process: G protein-coupled receptor signaling pathway. The record is from RefSeq and is a predicted model, not a curated record.